AUGAGAAUUACCUCUCUCAUAUUGGGACAAGCUGCGCUGGCAGCAGCUGCAGCUUAUGAACCAGGUCUUUUUGAGCGUCAGCAAAGCAAUAGCUUCGCUGGCGUGAAUUCUUUCUUUCUGCACGCUUUUAAACAGGCAGAUAGACUUGAGGUUCUCGACGCAAUCCAGGCCGCAAACCUCAAAGUCUUGCGACUUUUCAUAUCUGAAACAUUUUCGAAUUUCAAGAACACGGGCUCGACUUACAUGCCUGACGUUGAGCCUCAGACAGUCGGGGUCUGGGAUGAUACACAACUGGAAGCUAUUGACCAGCUCAUGGUAGAAGCCCAUGAUCGAAACAUCAAAUUGACCAUUGCUCUACACGAUCGAUAUCAACUCGGCUGCUGGGGAAAUGAUGCCUACGUCGACAAGUACCAUCUUCCUGCAGUAGACUGCUCAACAGGCAAAGCCAGUGACAACAACGUCGAAUUCUGGUACUCAGACAAAAACUGUAUUUCGGACUUUGAGAACCGUAUCCGUCAUAUCCUCGAGCACCGCAAUACCCGUAUUACAGGUAGCCCUGCUUGGAAAGACCUCUCCAGUCACAUCUUCAGCUUCAACAUUCAGAACGAAGGUCAGGGCCAUUUGAAUGGCAAUAUCGCCCCUCAUCCUUCAUGGUGGUGCGACCGGGCCAAGUUCAUGCGAGGAGGCAACGAGUUUCCUAAUAGCGACAUCCCCGAGAACUGGGCGUGCGCGGCGCUGGACCUCGUCAAUAUUCAUUCGUACAGCGGCGUGGCUGAGUUCCGGAACAAAGGGCCUGCCGCGCUACAGCGAGCCCUUAACGCGAAUAAGCUCAUGCUGUUUGAGGAGUUCGGAGCUUCCGGCAGUGGAAAGGCCAACGAGAUCGCGCAGCACAUUGCUGUGUUCAAUGAUCUCCGUGUCCCAUGGCUGCCUUGGCAGAUUAGCAAACCGGGCAACGGCCAGGCUGAUUUUGAAUUCUGGACAAACGAAGAAGCAUAUGGUGUUGUGCGAGAUGGGUCUAACGCAGCUGCGGCACUGAAUGCUGCUCAAAGCUGGUCUGUCUAG
Clonostachys rhizophaga is the source of this 1062-nucleotide messenger RNA. The record is from the annotation of a GenBank genome assembly. Lineage: Eukaryota; Fungi; Ascomycota; Sordariomycetes; Hypocreales; Bionectriaceae.